AUAGGGAAUCAAGUUAAAUUUUCCUCUACGAUCUUAUUCUGUUUCUAUUAUGACAUCUAGGGCGACAAUACAAUCCUCACCACUAUGAAACAACUUAUAUAUAGCCCUUUAAUGGAGCUCAGUUUCCACAUAGCCAAGUUUAAAAACUCUUCACAUAUAAGCUGCAUUACUUAGCAGUUAGCACUAUUUUGCUUUAGCUAUAAGUGUUCUAGCUAAUCAUGGACCUAAUCACUAGUAUGGUAGCUGAAAGGCCUGUGGUGAUCUUCAGCAAGAGCACAUGUUGCUUGAGCCACUCCAUGACCACACUGAUACGUAGCUUUGGUGCAAACCCUACUAUUUAUGAGCUUGAUGAAAUGACAAAUGGGCAACCGAUUGAAAGUGCGCUGCUUCAAAUGGGGUGCCAGCCAAGUGUACCAGCUGUUUUUAUAGGACAAAAAUUCAUUGGUGGAUCUAAAAGGGUCAUGAGUCUGCACCUUAGAAAUGAGUUGGUGCCACUGCUCAUAAAUGCCAGGGCUAUAUGGAUUUGAUGCAAAGGUGUUCUGAUUAAAUAAGGAUGCAUGAUACACAAAACCUGUACAUAAACGUAGGGGAGUUCUUCAAUACAGUGUUGUUAAAAUCAGAAUGUACUAAUGACUUAGAAAGGAUAUGGGCAGAACAUAUCAUAACAUAUAAAACUCUCAUAUAUAUAUAUAUUAGAGGUUAAACUUUUGUGUUCACCAAACGCCCAAUGUUAAACUUUUUGGUUGGAUUGAUUUUUUUUCUUUUCCCUUGAGGGCUGGGGCCUUCUUUUAAUUUACAAAAGUGAUAGGAAUUUAGUCCUCACCGCUCCAUAUUAUGACAAAUUAGGAUUUCCACUAGGUUGCAUAAGACACGUGUACGUUCUCCUAACAUUUUGAACGUCGUCUGGAAUAAUUAUUUCCUUUCAGUGAAGAACACAAAUUGAAUGGAUGCUUGUAUAGUAUGACAAAAGGUUAAAGUGAAUUAACGGGUAUAUCAUUUCAAUCCCAACAGAGAAGCCAUUCUUUGUAGCUUCUAGAAAAAAAAUCAAGUAUAAAACGGAAGUCUCUCUUAGUAAA
Messenger RNA from Glycine soja, 1076 nucleotides. RefSeq names its product monothiol glutaredoxin-S6-like. The record is from RefSeq and is a predicted model, not a curated record. The transcript is spliced from 2 exons. Lineage: Eukaryota; Viridiplantae; Streptophyta; Magnoliopsida; Fabales; Fabaceae. The coding region runs from base 219 to 527 and encodes 102 amino acids.